Elgaria multicarinata webbii is the source of this 969-nucleotide messenger RNA. Its product is annotated as olfactory receptor 14A16-like. Bases 1 to 969 code for a protein of 322 amino acids. Gene Ontology annotation, molecular function: G protein-coupled receptor activity; olfactory receptor activity; odorant binding. The record is from RefSeq and is a predicted model, not a curated record. Gene Ontology annotation, biological process: G protein-coupled receptor signaling pathway. The transcript has a single exon. Gene Ontology annotation, cellular component: membrane. Lineage: Eukaryota; Metazoa; Chordata; Lepidosauria; Squamata; Anguidae.
AUGGUAAACCUCACCUCUUCACCUUCUGAAUUUCUGCUUCUGGAAUUCUCUCCAGUCCGAGAACUUCAGAUCUUACACUCCGUUGUGUUCCUAGCAUUGUACCUGAUCGCCUUGAUGGGCAACAGUUUGAUCAGCAUUGCAAUCGCCCUUGACUAUCGCCUGCAUACACCAAUGUAUUUCUUCUUAAUGAACUUGGCCAUUUGCGAUAUUGGCACUAUUUCUAUCACUGUACCCAGAUCCAUGCUUAAUUCACUCAUGAACAGCAGACGUAUUUCUUAUUCGGAAUGUGUCGCUCAAGUUUUUUUCUUCUUUUUCUUUGAAGCCUCCGAUUUUGUCCUUUUAACAAUCAUGGCACAUGACCGGCAUGUGGCCAUCUGCAAUCCACUACAGUAUGAAAUAAUUAUGAACAAAAGAUCAUGCAUCCAGAUGGUCAUCACUGUGUGGAUUACUGGUUUACUUUAUGCCAUAUUACACACAUCUGGCACCUUUUCAAUGACUUUCUGCUCCAACAUAGUUGAACAAUUUUACUGUGAAAUCCCCAAACUAAUGAAACUCUCUUGUGAUAGCUUGUAUUUUGUUGAAAUGGGACUUCUCGUGCUUUCUACUAGUGCAGCGUUUGGAUGCUUUAUCUUCAUUAUUGCAACUUAUGUGUGGAUUUUCAGUGCAGUCCAUAGAAUUCCUUCUGAACAGGGGCAACAAAAAGCCCUCUCCACUUGCCUCCCCCACCUCACGGUUGUCUCUAUACUUAUGUUCACUGGUGUCUUUGUCUAUGUAAGACCUCCCAGUAAUAUUUCAUCUGAGCCGGAUGUAAUCUUUGCUGUUAUAUAUACUAUACUACCCUCUAUGUUGAAUCCGUUCAUCUAUAGCAUGAGAAACAAAGAGAUCCAGGCUGCAUUGUGUAAGUUAAUGAAUCUUAAGCACUUUUCUAGCACUACUCCCAGGUUUGUUCUGAAAUUGUUGGGAUUGUAG